Ramularia collo-cygni is the source of this 1092-nucleotide messenger RNA. RefSeq lists its product as uncharacterized. Lineage: Eukaryota; Fungi; Ascomycota; Dothideomycetes; Mycosphaerellales; Mycosphaerellaceae. The transcript has 3 exons. The record is from RefSeq and is a predicted model, not a curated record. Bases 1 to 1092 code for a protein of 363 amino acids.
AUGGCCCUUCUCAAAUUGCUCGCUACCGCGAGUCUUCUCCUCGGCAGUGUACACUCGCACAUGUUCAUCUCUUCGCCCUCGCCCAUCGCCGGCACAUUUCCAAAAGACCCCCUUGAUCCAUCCGGCAGCAACUUUCCGUGCCACGGAGUUUCCCUUCCCACGACUGGCGGCCAGUCGAUGGCAGCUGGCUCUUCACAGCUGCUCGCUUUCGAGUUGGAUGGCGGAGCCAACACCGCUGUACACGGUGGAGGCUCGUGCCAGAUUAGUAUCACCUACGAGACCGAACCCGCGAAGCAGAAGGAUCCCAGUAACUGGAAAGUCAUCUACUCCAUCUUGGGAGGUUGCCCUAGCGAUACCGUGGGGAAUCUCAUCUCCGCCAACGCAUGUACGUCCGAAAACGAAGCCGAUUGUGUCAACAAGUUCCCGUUUAAGAUCCCAAAGGGCGUCAAGAGCGGCCAUGCCAUCUUGGCCUGGACUUGGUUCAACAAUGUCGGCAAUAGAGAGAUGUACAUGAACUGUGUCAACACCCAGAUCACGGGCGGCGACGGCUCAGAAAUGAAGAACUUUCCUGCCAUGUUCGUCGCGAACCUCGAGUCUGUCGGCAAAUGCCCAACGACGGAGAGCAUGAAUGUCGCCUUCCCACACCCCGGAGAAUACGUCACGACCAAGACCGAGCACGAUCCCUACCCGCUUGCGACGCCGACUGGCGAGGGAUGCUCAGGCGGCGCUGCUGCACCACCACCCUAUGCCCCUGCCCCAACCUCCGUAUCUCCCUCGCAGACCACAGCCGCCAUCCCAACAACGCCUGUCCCUAUUCCGACUCCCGUUGCCUCUUCCACACCCACCAAGACCCCAAUCGCGACGGCCCAGCCAUCGUUUGUGCCUUCUGGGACAUGCGCCGGAAAGACUGUGCCGUGCCCCAUACCAGGACAGGUCAUGUGCAUCGACUCAGCACAUUUCGGCAUCUGCGACAUCGACUUUUGCGCCCUGCCAGAAGAUGUCGCGCCGGGAWCAAUUUGCUCRAACGGAAUGAUUGCUAGGAAAGUGAAGCGUAAUCUGAGCGAUCACAAUCACUUCCAUCUGCACCAUUAG